This is a messenger RNA of Prunus armeniaca (apricot), 180 nucleotides long. The record is from the annotation of a GenBank genome assembly. Lineage: Eukaryota; Viridiplantae; Streptophyta; Magnoliopsida; Rosales; Rosaceae.
AUGGCGGCAAACCAGCGUGCGACACCUAGCAUGACAUAUUCUACAACACAGCAAUGCGGGGCCCGUUCUUUCCUCUUUGCACAUGGGCUACAUCAUGGUUGUGCAGGCUCCACACAAAAAAAUUCUAGUCCAGGCAAUAGCUGGACUGGUAUUUGGCCCCAAGAUGGUUUGAUAUGGUAG